Messenger RNA from Pseudocercospora fijiensis CIRAD86, 840 nucleotides. RefSeq lists its product as uncharacterized. Lineage: Eukaryota; Fungi; Ascomycota; Dothideomycetes; Mycosphaerellales; Mycosphaerellaceae. The transcript has a single exon. The coding region runs from base 1 to 840 and encodes 279 amino acids. The record is from RefSeq and is a predicted model, not a curated record.
AUGGCGCCCAUCCGCCGCUAUCUACGCAUAACAAAAUUCUCCGUCCUCGAAGUACGAGUCUACCUGCACAAACCUUCCGACACAUCCUGGCUCCUCUCCUCCCGAGACAACGUGCUCCAACGCAUAAUCGCAGAAGUGCGCCCGAAAGUCCUACCCAAACUACGCGAGGAGAAUGAGAAUGCGAAGAAGAAGAGCGGGAAGAAGAAACGUGGAAUCAAAGACGUUGCGAGUCAGGAAGAUUUCGAAGUUGCGAUUUUUCUCAAAGAUACGAGUACGAGGCAUUCGCUUUUGAGUAAGAGCAAGAGUUUUACGGAGAAACCGAGGUUGAAGAGUCGUGGGGUGAAGAAUUUGACGGGGUAUUUGAGCGAGGAUCCGAUUAAUAUUGAUGGUGAUGAGGAGAUUCCUGAAGUUUUGAGAGAGGAAGGAGCGGAGGAGGUUGUGUCGUUGCAUGAUAUUCCUGAGAAGAUGAAUGGAAAGCGGAAAUCUGCUGCUGCUGAUGGGGAGGACGAUGCGCUUUUCGUGUCUUCGAGCGAUGAGGAAUUUUUUGCGACUCAGCGUGCGAACCCUAAGCCUGCGAAGAGACGGAAGAGGAACGAGGUAGAGCCAGAGCCGGAAGUCGAAGAGCAAGAUGAUGAUAAGAAGAAAAUGAUGAUGGAUACGAAUUAUGAUGGGUUUAGUAUUUAUGGGAGGAUUCUGUGCUUGAUUGUUACGAGGAAAGGGAGACGAGAUCCUGGCGCGACGACUGCUACUGCUGCAGUGGGCGGAAGCCAGAUGAUGGAGCAGUGGAUUGGAACUCAAGCAGAAGGUGGGAACGCUAUCCUCGAUGAUGAGGAAGGCUGA